This is a messenger RNA of Hydra vulgaris (swiftwater hydra), 745 nucleotides long. RefSeq lists its product as uncharacterized. NCBI's taxonomy places the organism in Eukaryota, Metazoa, Cnidaria, Hydrozoa, Anthoathecata, Hydridae. The record is from RefSeq and is a predicted model, not a curated record.
UUAUUUAAAAAUACUUUCAAUUCUUCUUGCCUAUAAGCUUCAGCCAAUAUAUAUAUAGGUAGCUGUGGUAGGGCUUCAUCAGGUGGUAUUUUUAAGCUAAUGAAGACAAAAGGUUUUGGAAUAAACAGCAAUUUGAUUAGUGACUGAUGUGUCUAAAAACAGAUUGAAUCUUUCAAAAAUAUAUAGAGAUAUAACCAUAGUGAGAAGCAAAUCUGAUAUGUUUUCAUCAAACAAAACUGUGAAUGAAGAAGAUUUUAAAAGAUUCACUAACAACUGUAAAGUGAAAGAGAAAACUGAAACACCAAAAGUAGACUAUGAAGGAAAAACCAUCUUGCCAAGUCGAGUAAAAAUACUUAGAAGGCAAAGUUCACUCAACACUGUUGAUAAAAAUGAAAUCAAAGACUUAAAAAAUAAAAGACCAAAGAGUUUAUUAAACACUUCAACUUUGAUAAACUCUUUUUUUCCUAUAACAGAACCUUGCUUUAAUCAGCAUUUAACACCACAGAUGACACCUUUCACAUCAAUAAGCUCAUUAGUUUCAGAUAUAGAAGAUUCUAUUGAACAACAAGCAACUACUGAAGAAAAAAUUGAACGCCGUGCUCGAAUAGACAGUUAUUUGCAAACAUUAGAUGAGAAAAGAAAUAUAUGGAAUAACUCAUGUGAAGGAAUUACUACAUUAGAUUGAGUAACUAAAACUGUUUGAAUUAAAUGUAUAAUAAAUACACAACAUAAAUAUGAAAAAAAA